AAUCCGUCACCAUGGUCGUCUACUACCAGAUCGCCGGCAAGAAGGUCGGCUCUCACUAUCUCGCCAUGGGUGUUCUCGGUGCCCUCUUCGGUGGUGUCAAGCUUGCCAUGGGCGGUGGCAGCCAGCCCAAGCCCGCUACUCCUCCUAUCCAGGCUUCCUCUAAGGACGAGGAGGAAUUCAUCACGUACGUUGCCGAAGCCCCUAAGCAGGCACAAUGCACACAUAUUCCCAUUCUCGAAAUGGCGGCCCUUCAAGACGAUCGGAUGCAACUUCAGCUGCUUGAGCUGCGGAAAAGCGGCGGAGGCAGCGGCUUGUGAAAGAUACUCGCGAAGGGCUGGAUGCCACUCCCUGUCAGCCCUCAGCUGCUUGAUCAGCUAGGGGCCUGCAAUUCAGAUACAGGGUGCACCCAACUACUGCAACCGCGCUCGAGCUAACGAAUUGGCUACAGGGACUUCCUGAAGCAGGUGAACGGAGACGACAAGAAGAAGGACCAUUAAAGCCGAUGUAUCCCAUGCUAGAGUCGAG
Molecule: messenger RNA, 525 nt
Organism: Aspergillus fijiensis CBS 313.89
Lineage: Eukaryota; Fungi; Ascomycota; Eurotiomycetes; Eurotiales; Aspergillaceae
Product: ATP19 family protein
Exons: 2
Coding region: 12-317 (101 amino acids)
Biological process (GO): proton motive force-driven ATP synthesis
Source: RefSeq, a predicted model, not a curated record